CUCUCUGCCUGCGCCGGCCAUGAUGGCACCGGGCGGAAGGAGGGCUCCGGGUGACGUCACGGCAGGGCCGCCCCGCCCCGUUCCCUUGGAGACAGGCGGGCGCUUCCGGUUGGGCCUAGCCGAGGACGAGGCCUUUCAGCGCAUGGCCAGGUUCUGCUGACUUUCCUGCCUAGUUAUGUAGCUCUUUGAAUGAAGUUUUGUGUAACUUUCCAAAGACUGGCUCUGCUCCCUGAACUGCGGAAGCACCAUUGUUCCCCUGCCGGCACCAGGAGCUCCUGUUCUGCUGAACUGCGGUUGUUGCUGCCUUCCCCCUUUGACUGCCUUUUCCUUUCCUGGGAAAGACCCCAGACCCAUAACCCAGGUCCUGCGGAAAGAGAGAGGCUCCCGGGAGGGAAUGGCGGAGCCCCUGCAGAAGAAGCUCCAGGCCGAAGUGGAGAAGUACCAGCAGCUGCAGAAAGAUAUCAGCAAAUGCAUGUCAUCCCGGCAGAAGCUGGAGGCCCAGCUGACCGAGAACAACAUCGUGCAGGAGGAGCUGGGCUUCCUGGACGCCUCGAACUCCGUCUUCAAGCUGAUUGGGCCCGUCUUGGUGAAGCAGGACAUGGAGGAGGCAAAGGCCACGGUGGGGAAGAGGCUGGAGUACAUUGCGGGGGAGAUGUGAGUGAAACUGGGAAGGCA
This is a messenger RNA of Anolis carolinensis (green anole), 675 nucleotides long. RefSeq names its product prefoldin subunit 6-like. The record is from RefSeq and is a predicted model, not a curated record. NCBI's taxonomy places the organism in Eukaryota, Metazoa, Chordata, Lepidosauria, Squamata, Anolidae. Gene Ontology annotation, molecular function: protein-folding chaperone binding. Gene Ontology annotation, biological process: chaperone-mediated protein complex assembly; protein folding. Bases 395 to 658 code for a protein of 87 amino acids. Gene Ontology annotation, cellular component: prefoldin complex; cytoplasm. The transcript is spliced from 4 exons.